CGGGCUCUUGUGAUAGACGUAAUUACUUGUUAAAAGCUAACAGAAAUAUAAACAAAAUAUCCAAAUGUCUGCACCUCAGCGGGGGUUUUGGCACUAAGAAUGAUUUAAUAAUUUGUGCGAUAGGUUAAAAGUGCCUGUUAUCGACACGUGACUAUAUCAGAUGCCUCAAAAUAGUAAAUACAUACCUAAAUAUAGUCGUAUCUUCUAUCAAAAACAGAACAAUAUUUAAGACCCCUCUUUUCUCUUUCUAUGUCAAGUAGCCUACCGCAUUAUGACUGUUAACGGGUGGAUUAUGACAUCAGGCUAUGACUGUGCGUGCACACCCCAGACCACAGAUGAGACAGAGUAUUCCAAGAGAGUAUACCAAGGUGUCAGAGUCAAGCACACGGUCAAAGAUCUUCUUGCAGAGAAGCGAUUACGACAAACAAAUGCGCCCCGAUACAGUACGAGCAGCAGUUCCUCUCAGCCAGCUUUUGUGCCAAUGCCCGGGUCACACGUGCUUCCUGGUUACUACAGCAUGCGAAGAUCCUUCCUCCCAGACUCAGACCUCUGCCAUCCCAUAAAGCAGUACUCAUCACCAGACACUUACUCUUCAGCACUGGGAAGCAAGGCCUUUUCGUACGACCACCCCUCCACUUACCCUUCCUUCAUUGACAGCUACUACACUCCUGAUUCAUAUGGAGAUUACAGAGGGCCAGCGUCUUAUACCACCAGCGGAGGGUCACUGUUUCCACCAUCUACACUACCAACACUACUACCAACUCUGUCUGGUGGAGAGUCUUCGUCACACUUGCUCUUGAGAGACCCUUGGGAUCAGCCAUCAGAGGACCCAGUCAGUCAGUCAGAAGUCAUAUGUCCUGAGGGUCCAGUCCCCGUGGCAGAAUCACCAUCUCUGGGAGGGCCUGACUCUGGCGGUUCCUCCCCAUACCGUCUAUCCUCGGGGCGCAGCGGGAGCUCCAUCCCAUCCAGCUCUCAGCCUUAUACUCUACAACCCCUGGAAGAUGUCCCGUACCCAGCAGCAUCCUACACCUCUGCCUCCAGCUACUCCUGCCCACCGUACAUGGUGACACCUGGAGAUCUGGCCGUGGUGAAGAUGACAGCCGUAACCUCAGAGGAGACUAGUGGUGGAGUGGUGUCUCUCAGUGACACUACAUCAUGGGCUAAAGAUGAUGGAACUGGCUCCUGGUUGUCAUAUGAGACUAGGAGGGCUUUUUGAAAGGCUUAAAUGACAAUACAGAAACUGUGGACUAAUCAUUUGCACUUACACAGCCUCUCUAAUCUUAUACAGAAGGAGAUUAUAUAACUUACAUCCAUCAUAAAGAUGACCUCCUCAAGAAAUGAUGAUCACAAUUUUUAAACUGGUCAUAUUGCGUAAGCAUACAACAAAAACAUGGGCUGAUAGUUUAGUUAAUUCAGGAUUUAAUUAUGCAUUUUACAUGUCCAAGCGUUUUAGAAUGAAUUAGAAGCAAUGCUCGCUUUUUUCCCUCUUUCCUACAUGUAUAAUUCGCCAAUAAUACCAAUGAACACUUAAAGACAACGAUGUUAGACUUUUGUCAGGAAUGCCAUUAUAUAAAAAUAAACAUGUUUUGGCUUAAAGAA
Rhinichthys klamathensis goyatoka is the source of this 1599-nucleotide messenger RNA. RefSeq names its product POU class 2 homeobox associating factor 2 (gene pou2af2b). The transcript has 5 exons. Gene Ontology annotation, molecular function: POU domain binding; DNA binding. Lineage: Eukaryota; Metazoa; Chordata; Actinopteri; Cypriniformes; Leuciscidae. Bases 272 to 1216 code for a protein of 314 amino acids. The record is from RefSeq and is a predicted model, not a curated record.